AUGAAGGAUAUCUUUGGCAGUGAAACCACAAAGGAAAAGGGAUUGAUUGAUUGCCUGUCCGCCGCAGAAUUCGACGCUAAAGUUCUUCACCUGAAACCGGAAUGGAAAAUGUGUGAAAUGGAGGCACGAAAUACAUCUGAACCGCAGUUCUCGCACUACUUUGAUAUUUACCUGUCUCAUGAAAUGAAAGAGAGGAUGAUUCUUCCGGUUAGACGAAGAGUAGGUCUUGGUGACGACUUCUUUUAUGACAAUGCAACAGAGAGCAUUAACCAUCGUUUCAAGGUAGCAAUACGAAAUGAAAAAGCAACCUGUAACCCAACUGGCGCGAGGGAUCUUGAUUGUACAAUGGCUGAAGCGGGGGAAAUCUACUACAACAUGCUCCAGCAGACUCGUCGAAAUAUUCACCGAGCUAUUAUUGGCUUAGGGCCAUAUCGCCUGAGCGAUCAAUAUGCGUUAUGUUACACCGCUGCACCCAUUUGGAACACCUUGAGUGAUAACGAGAAGACCUCCAGAAUCAGGAUGGUGGAUACCAAGUACAAACCGGCCACAAAAAUUGCAACUGUUGAAGCAGAGACUGUUUCAAGUGCUGUGGGCAAAUCUAUUCCUGAUAUCAUUAUUGAAGACGACCAGUCAAGUGAGAAAUCUGAGGGCAAAUCUGUUCUUGAUAUCACCAUUGAAGACGACCAAUCAAGUGAGAAUGAAGUUGUUUUAUUAGAUGAGCAAAUCAACUAUCGCUCGGAAGCUUCUCAAGUCACCAGACCGACAACAUCUGGAUGCGACACGAUUACAUCCGACAAAAGAAAAACUUUAGCUGAAGGAGGGAAAUUGUCUUUGGGUGACUUUGAGAAGACAAAUCUGCCCAUCAUAUUCAGAGGAUCGUGGAGCAAUGCUGAAAAGAUUGUAAAUAAGCAGGGUGUUGGAAAAGCACCUGGUAUGAAGAAUGCCAGAGUUGUCAUAUCAACAAGUACUUCUGAUUUCCACCGUGUGACAGUAACUAACAAAAACUGUCCUGUCAAGUGCGAUUGUAAACGUUUCUCAGAUCUCGGCCUGUGUGCUCACAUCAUAGCAGUGGCGUACAAUGAAGGAAAAUUGAAUGAAGUUGUCAGAAAUUACAAGCCCAAUAUAUCUGCAAUAGUACAGCCUUCUGGAAAAGCUGGAAAAAAACCAAAUCAGUCGGUCAGAAAGCGCAAGUCGUCAACAACUAAAGGAAAGCGAAGUGUUGCAGAAUUUAAUGAUCCACUCGCUCAUACUGACCUCGUUAACUUUCCGGACCCAGAUAACUGGACAGUAGUCUUUGUGAAAAAUACGAAGAUGCGGAAAUGCUAUGGAUGUGGGGGAAGUGUCAGGCAAGACGUCAGCGUUGUACCUCCUUCUCCCUGGAAUAUUGUCCUUGCAAGACGCGAGUACCGAGCGUAUACUCCACGCGGCAAACGUUCAAUCCAGAUUUCGGCAAAGAAGGAGAUGGUUUAUUAUCACCCAAGGAUGAAAUGCCUCCGUGAAAAGAACACAGAUGUUACUGGAAACCGCGUACAAGUACCCAGUGAUAUUGCCCUAGACCUGGACGAUUUACAACGAGCCCAGUUGAGAAAAGAGUUUGGAAUUGACUUGUAG
Molecule: messenger RNA, 1611 nt
Organism: Paramuricea clavata
Lineage: Eukaryota; Metazoa; Cnidaria; Anthozoa; Malacalcyonacea; Plexauridae
Source: the annotation of a GenBank genome assembly